AUUAGAGAAGCUUCGACGAUAAACUCGUCCUCUUCUGUAAUAGUUUCGUGAAAAGAUAGCUCUUUGAUGUUAAGGAUAGAGUUUUAGGUAGAUUUCAGAACAAAUGUCAAAUUUUCACUUUAAACCCAAAAUAUUUUUAGCUUAAAGAUAAUGUCAGAUAACGUGUGCUAUUUUAUGUUGCACAAAAAGUUAGGUUCCAUUGUUGCGCACAAAAACUGUCACUUCACUUCAGGUUCGAAGAAGAAGAAUACUACCUCAAAAAUUGUAAAGAAGUAAAUACAAAUUUCGGGUUUUGUUUUGUAGACAGACAUUUAAAUCCAAAAGCAAAAACGCUGCUAUGAGUUCCUGCACUAAUUGGUUUAGAACUACAGAACCUCUAAUCCGGGGUGCGGCUGUGUGUAACGAUCGCCUUUCCGAUGAGUGUUUCUCUACUAUCGUUGAGUACCUUUUCGAAACCAUCGACAAUGCUACGGAUAAGUCCGUGGAGUGUACUGAAAGUGAUAUGAGGAAGUUGCAGGAAACUUCUCGGCUAAACGGAAGCGAAUUCCAGCAGGUUACGCAGUCGUAAGCUUAUCUGGUGAAGCGAUCGCUCAAGUUUAUGCUUGAACCGUCAGCUUUACAAACCGACCUUUGUCAACAACUGGCAUUAGACGAAACGAAGAGCAACAUUUUUGUAAAAUUUUGGAUACAGUCUACAAAAAUAAUACUCGACUCGCUGGAGGUAAAGGACGGUGAAUCUACUACUGGAAAAUUGAAUCAACUGGAAGAUGUGUCGUGGAAGGUACGGGCUCAACUAUCUUCUGCCCCUCGACAAAAGGACAAACUGGCAUUAGGCCAAUUAGAGCUUAAGACUACUAGCGAAACAAUCAACCUCGAACUGAAUAGUGAUGAAAUUGUAAAAUUCUAUGAUCAGCUGGAACGAAUACAAGCGGAGUUAGAAGGCCUGAAUACUAAAUCUUAGCUGGUGGGCUGGAGGCUUGAAGUAACACUUUUGUUUCAUAAUUACCUAUUCAAUUUUUGUUUGAUUAUGCAUGGUCAGAAAUACAAAAAAAAAUCACAAUAUUACAUUCUAUUUACAAGCUACUUUUGCUUCAAACUUAAAAAACGGUCCUUGAAUUUUAUUUGUUGAAUUAAUAAUAAUACGGCAUUCUUUCUAGUGUAUAUGCAUUCUGGUUUAA
Molecule: messenger RNA, 1178 nt
Organism: Wyeomyia smithii (pitcher-plant mosquito)
Lineage: Eukaryota; Metazoa; Arthropoda; Insecta; Diptera; Culicidae
Product: COMM domain-containing protein 10-like
Exons: 2
Source: RefSeq, a predicted model, not a curated record